AUGCCAGGUGAAGUUGCAAGACUGGAGGUCAACUUGCCCCCUCUAACGAUAAGUGACUCGGUGGGGAGUAGCACGCCGGCUAGGGCUAGUCCUGAGCCGAUCACUCCACACCUGAAAAAGAGCCCCUCUAACGCCGAAAGGGUCCACUCAAAGGAGCAACUCUGGCAAGAAGACCGUCAGAAUAGGAAGAAAAGGCUUAGAAAAGAAAAGCAAGCUGCGAAGACCGUAAAGAAGAAUUCCGAGGCUGUGCAGAAACAGGCAGCUCCUGCCGCCUCCUCUGCAAUGGCAAAGCUAAGGAAAGAAGAGAGGAGGAAUACGCGUCCGGAUGCAGUCCUCAUUCGACCAACCACUGGGAAGUCGUAUGCGGACCUGCUAAAGGACAUCCGUUCAAAGAUCAAACCGGAGGAUUUGGGGGCGGAAGUCAGGGCUAUUCGUCCGACCCGCACCGGCGGUCUUCUGGUGGAGCUCGGGUCGAAGACCACAGACAAAGACGGGUUCAGUCUCUCUACGGCGGAGGAGGUUCAGGAGGCUGUUGAAAGGGAGCUCGAUGCUAGCGCAGGGGUGGUCAAGGUGUUCCUGACACAACCAAACAGAAGGGAGCAGAAACUCGCAGUUGUCUCUCUGUUUGAGCGGGAAGUUAAUCAGCUGCUGAGGACUGCAAAAAUCAAAGUUGGGUGGGUUAAUUGCAGGAUUCGUCGAAGGGUGGAAGUGACCAGAUGCUUCAGAUGUUUCGGCUACGGCCAUCUGCAGACGGACUGCAAGGGACCCGACAGGAAGGCAUUGAACCUUUGCCUGAAGUGCGGGGAGAGCGGACACAAGCGCGAUACCUGUGCUGCUAAGGCAAAGUGCUUUCUCUGUGCUAACGAAGAUCAGGACACCGUUGACACCAAGCACACUCCUGGAUCGAGAACCCCUUAUUCUGGAAAACAGAUCGAUCUGCUCAUCUUAAGCGAGCACUAUCGUGACCGGGUUGGACCCAACUGGUUUCCGGACUAUCUGGGGACCACUGCUAUCUGGGUCCCGAAUACCAACGUGUUGGUUAAAGGUCACGGUAGGAGCAGAGGAAUUGUAUGGGUGAAUGCCAGCGACGCAAUUUUUGUGAGCUGCUACUUCUCACCUAAUGUUAACAUAGCAGAUUUCCGGAAUCAGCUGGAUGACCUAGAGGAUAUUAUCUUGACCCUAGGUAACAGUUGGAUAAUCUUACCUGGAGACUUCAACGCCAAGUCUGUAGAGUGGGACAUGCCUGCGACGGAUAUAAAGUGUUUCUGGAUUUUGGAGAUGGCAGCCCGGACCGGUCUAGUUGCCUCUAAUGUGGGGAGUGCACCCACUUUCAGAAGACCAGGUUACAGACAGACCAUUCCCGUUGUCACUUUUUCGUCGGAGAGACUCGCAGGAAGAAUCACGGACUGGAGGGUGAUCGAGGAUUAUACCGGUUCCGAUCACCAGUACAACACCUUCAGUCUUAUUGGAAGCAGACUGAGCCGAAUCGUACCAACUCGGGCUUCAGGCUGGAAUGCUUCUAGGCUCAGUGCUGAAUCCUUGUCCUUGGCGAUUGACGAGGGCAAGGAGACAGUUCUCUCUUUAGCUGGUAGUACCACAGACAUUGUUGACGCCAAUAUGAGUCUCAUUGCGCGCGGUUGUGGCGCCGCAAUGCCGCGGAAAAGAUCCUUGGGGAGAAACAGACGCUCGGCUUACUGGUGGACGGAGGAUAUCGCCAAUCGACGGAGAGUUUGUUUGAGGCUUAGACGGAAGGUCACCCGGGGAAGAAGGAGGGGGGGUCUGGUUCCAGAAGCUCUAAUGCAAGAGUACAGGGAUGCCCGUAGAGGUCUCAGGCAGGCGAUCACGGUGAGCAAGGCCUCCAGGUGGAAGGAACUCAAGGACGAUCUAAACGCCGAUCCUAGGGGACUGGGCUAUCAAAUCGUCAUGCCACGGCUAGGUGCCCAAUAUGCUAGCCCUAAAAUGAGCGCAGCCGAACUGGAGGUAAUAGUUAAUGCUCUCUUUCCGUCUCACCAAAUUAGGCCGAGAGGAGCACAUCGCAGUUCGUCCCGAAAAGGUACCUCCGUUCAGUGA
Messenger RNA from Homalodisca vitripennis (glassy-winged sharpshooter), 2070 nucleotides. RefSeq lists its product as uncharacterized. The record is from RefSeq and is a predicted model, not a curated record. The coding region runs from base 1 to 2070 and encodes 689 amino acids. NCBI's taxonomy places the organism in Eukaryota, Metazoa, Arthropoda, Insecta, Hemiptera, Cicadellidae. Gene Ontology annotation, molecular function: catalytic activity; zinc ion binding; nucleic acid binding. The transcript has 3 exons.